AUGGUGCAACUUCGGCCUCGAUCGAUUGAAGAGUUAUCCAUUGAAAGCAAUAGCUUGGACGAAGAUACAAAUCUGGAAACUCUUUCAGAGGAUACUACUGAUAUAUCAGAGCCGGGAGCUUCAACAGUAAAAGACCCAGACAAUGGUUUAAGUACGUGGUAUGGAGGAAGUAAAAUUGCAUUUUCCGCAUUUCUCAGCAAACGUUACGAUCUUCUUGGAAAAGGGCAACACGUGAAAUUCGACAAAGUGUUGCUGAAUGAUGGGGACGGGUAUGAAGCAGUAACAGGGGUGUUCAGAACACAAACGACUGGGGUUUAUGUGUUUACGUACGCCAUAGCACAGAGAAAUAUAAAUGAGGUUCGGGUUAAUCUUAUGUACGACGGUAAUAUUGUCAAUGGAGCUAUUGCAGAAGGUAUGCACAAAUAUCAUGAUGCCCAGGGUACAAAUACUGCAAUAAUACACGUGGUUAAGGGAAAACCAGUUUGGAUUGAGGCUGCAUCACGAGGUGCUCUGGAGGGAAACGAUGGUGACGGCCGAUAUACUACAUUCAGUGGUUUCUUGUUGUACGCUAGAAAUUAACUUUGAUUGAUAUCAGACUAACAUUACUCCAAAAUAAUUGGUUUUGACCACGUUCUGUUACAGAGACAAAAUUCUUGUGUAGACCUAUAUUCUUAUAUAUUGACCAAUUCUUACUAUUUAUUUAUUGAAUUAUUGAUAAAGCUAUAAAGUAGAAUACUUUCCCUGAAAAAAACUUUUAUCACAAAA
Molecule: messenger RNA, 765 nt
Organism: Ruditapes philippinarum (Manila clam)
Lineage: Eukaryota; Metazoa; Mollusca; Bivalvia; Venerida; Veneridae
Product: complement C1q-like protein 2
Exons: 5
Coding region: 1-579 (192 amino acids)
Molecular function (GO): protein binding
Source: RefSeq, a predicted model, not a curated record